GAAAAAACUCAGUUACUUUUCUACGACCGUGGUUCAGAUGUGUGUAAUUGACAUUUGUCGACACAUCCGCGCAGUGAUAACGAGAUUACAUUAUGUUCCGCGCUGCUGCAACACUCAUGAGUAAUGUGGUUUCUUAGCACACGCUCGCAUUUAAACCAUCCCGCACGUCACUUUACUUUAGUUUAGACCACAAACCGUCACGAUGACUCGGAUUUUCUGGGAUACAAUUUUUCUCAUAAGCGGUACUUUUACUUUUACUUCUGUGAUACUCAAUGGUUCCUUCUUUACAUUUGGAGCAGGACCGAGCAAUUCCACAAUAAUUGAAGCCAGCAUUUCUAUCGAUACAAACUCCACUGCUGCUCCUAACACCUCAACAAGCAGCUCUGCAACAACAACUCUCACUUCUAUCGCCCCUGCUACAACAACUAACACGCCUCAAGUUGAAAAUUCCCUCUUUACAUUCGAAGCAGGACUGAUUGAUUCGAUAAACAUAGAAGCCAGCAUUACCAUCCAUACAAAUUCCACUGCUGCUCCAAACGACACAACAAGCAGCUCUGCAACAACCAACAGCAGAAACACAACUACCACUAUCACACAUGCUACAACAACUACCGUCCAUCCAGUUAAAAAGUUUGUGGCAGCCGCUGUCCGGUAUCAUUUCGAUGACUGUCCAGACUCACAUCGCCAUUUCUGCUUCCACGGCACAUGUCGCUUCCUGAUAUUAGAGGAAACACCUGCAUGUGUGUGUCACGAAGGCUUUGUUGGGAUGAGGUGUGAGCAUGCAGACCUGCUGGCUGUCGUAGCAACCAAUCACAGACAGCAGACCGUUGCCACAGUGCUGGUGUUGUGUGUGAUUGGGUGUGUGCUGAUCAUGGUGAUGUGUACACUUUUACACUGCUGGUGGAGGCAGGACUAUCGCAGGCAGAGCCGUGCACAUCACCACAUGACAGAGAAGCAAGGAGCAUCUUGCCAUCCUUCUGAGAGCGUGGUUUGAGAAGACAUCUUGCUGGAUGGAGAGCUCUCUGCAUCCGUCCGGCCCACCAAUCCUCAGGAUUGCAUCCAAAGACUCGUCCAGAGGCAAAGCAGCGUUAUCGUCCAUGUGGCUGAGCGAGGCCAGCUGGAUGUGGGAGGAUAAAUGUUCAGGGCCAUUUUUCCCACUGACUGGGCCCUUUGACCUACAGCACGGUAGGACGUGUUUACUUCUCUCUUCGAACCUGUAGACGUACACACAGAACUGCAACAGUCUGUUUGAAGCUCUGAGGAUGAAGUGGCUGCCUACAUGGGGAGGGUCCCAUGUGUCCUGAUGUCGGUUUGUGGCCUAGAGGACCCGGGAAUGAUCUACGAGGCCAAUAAGCAUCCUGUGUGGAAGUCCAUUUGGAAAAGUGAUAUGUCUGGGCUGUGGGAGAACAAUAAUCCAUUUCAAUCAGAAAACUCUGAUUCCCAUUUCUGUCUUUUAAUAACUUUGAGCACUUUUCAUCAGAACUCUACAAGCACAUAGGACAUUUAAAAAAAAAUGGUGGUGUUGGAAAACUGAUGCUUAAGAAAAAGUUUUAGUUUUAGUGUCCAUUUUUAAAGAAGGAACUCACUUCACAUGACGGAAUGGUAAUAAGGAAAGACUGCUAAUGGAUUUAAAGCCCUGGACUUCAAUCAGUAAUAAUACACACAGGACAUACAAAAUGAUUUGAUGACUCCGGUUUGUCUACUGAAGCUGAAAUAUUAGUUUUAUUUUUUAAUCCUGAGCUGUACUUGAAGGUGUUCAUGCAUCAGAGGUGUUUUAAUUUGCAAGCUAUAACUGUACCACAUUCCUAUUGUAUUGUUGCACUUUUCUACAUGCUUGCUUAAUGUUCAUAAAAAAACUGCACUUACUGUACAAUGUAGUCGCUUGAAAAAGUGUCAACAUAUAGAGAGAUGCCAAAUACACUUUGCCUGAAUGAGCACUAAAGGGACAGGCCCUCAGUUUGUACACAUAAACCUGCAUGCAUGCUCUUAAAUCACUGCUUGUAUUUUUAAAAACACUAAACACUUUUUAUUUGAAAAGUGGUGUUUUAUAGCAUUGCGUCUGCUUUGAAUUUAAAUACUUUUAAAGAGAAAGCGCCUCUGAGGGUUAAUUUAAAACAAGAUAUUUAAGAUCUUCUUUAAAAAACUGGAAUAAUACAUAAUAUUGUUGCUAACUGACUCCAAUGUAAAGUUUGUAUGCGUUUUUUGUGUUAUAAAAGUAACAACAAAAUGAAUGUGAUGUGGUAUUUAUAUGCCAAAUCGAGGGGAGGACACUUUGUUUACAGUACGCGGUGACAUUUCCAUUCAGAAUAUGUUAAAGUUUGUUAUUAUGAGUAGAUGUGUAAAUGUAUGGUGUCGGU
Gymnodraco acuticeps is the source of this 2357-nucleotide messenger RNA. It is a transcript of the gene tgfa, whose product is annotated as transforming growth factor, alpha. Gene Ontology annotation, biological process: epidermal growth factor receptor signaling pathway; positive regulation of mitotic nuclear division; positive regulation of cell population proliferation. The transcript is spliced from 8 exons. The record is from RefSeq and is a predicted model, not a curated record. The coding region runs from base 203 to 994 and encodes 263 amino acids. Lineage: Eukaryota; Metazoa; Chordata; Actinopteri; Perciformes; Bathydraconidae.